This is a messenger RNA of Malaya genurostris, 2424 nucleotides long. Its product is annotated as DNA replication licensing factor Mcm5-like. Gene Ontology annotation, molecular function: DNA replication origin binding; single-stranded DNA helicase activity; 3'-5' DNA helicase activity. Bases 155 to 2359 code for a protein of 734 amino acids. The record is from RefSeq and is a predicted model, not a curated record. NCBI's taxonomy places the organism in Eukaryota, Metazoa, Arthropoda, Insecta, Diptera, Culicidae. Gene Ontology annotation, biological process: double-strand break repair via break-induced replication; DNA replication; DNA replication initiation. The transcript is spliced from 3 exons. Gene Ontology annotation, cellular component: MCM complex; nucleus.
AACAGUGUUUAUUGAAAGCGCGUUCAACACCGUCUGCUGUGUCGUCGGAUUGGAGACCUCGGUUGUUCAUAAAACAUUUGAAAAAUAUUACUGAACCUUGAUUAAAUAGCAUUGCUUGAUUUGAUUUGCCCGUAUAUCUGAGAACGAAAAUACUAUGGAAGGAUUUGAUGAUGUCGGUGUGUUCUUUUCCGAUAAUUUCGGUGACGAUGGCCAACAGCAACAGGGUUCAAACCAAAUCAAUCUUCAGCAGAGUAAGAAAAAGUAUCGCGAAUUCAUUCGAACAUUCUGUGAGGCCAACUUUAGCUAUAAAUACCGUGAUAACUUGAAGCGUAAUUAUCUGUUGGGUCGGUACUAUUUGGAGGUUGAAAUCGAAGACUUAGCUGGUUUCGAUGAAGCGUUGGCGGAUAAACUGUACAAGCAACCCACCGAGCAUUUACAGAUUUUCGAAGAAGCGGCCCGUGAAGUCGCGGAUGAGAUAACCGCCCCGAGACCGGAGGGAGAAGAAGAAAUGCAUGAUAUUCAAGUUUUGCUGACCUCCGGUGCCAAUCCGACUAACAUCCGCGACCUGAAGUCGGAAAGCGUUUCUCGAUUGGUGAAGGUGGCCGGUAUCAUCAUAGCUGCUUCGGGAAUAAAGGCAAAGGCAACCAAAAUAUCGAUUCAGUGUCGAUCUUGUAGUAAUGUGAUUUCAAAUUUACCGGUAAAUCCGGGAUUGGAUGGAUAUCAGCUGCCCAGGAAGUGUAACACCGAACAAGCUGGACGUCCCAAGUGUCCACUCGACCCGUAUUUCAUUAUGCCGGACAAAUGCAAAUGCGUUGAUUUCCAAGUGCUUAAGCUACAGGAACUGCCUGAUUUCAUCCCACAGGGUGAAAUCCCUCGACACAUGCAGUUGUUCUGCGAGCGUAGCUUGUGCGAACGGGUUGUACCGGGAAAUCGUGUUUUGAUCCAUGGAAUAUUUUCGAUCCGCAAGAUUGGCAAACCGAGCAAGCAGGAUGGUCGAGAGAAGGCUAUCGUGGGAGUACGAGCUCCCUACAUGAGAGUAAUUGGCAUUACGGUUGAUACGGAGGGUGUGGGGGCCAUAUCUCGUUUUAGCAACAUCACUACUGAAGAGGAAUCCACAUUCCGCAAGAUGGCCGCAAAUCCGAAUAUCUACGAUUCACUGUCGGCCAGUUUAGCGCCAAGCAUUUUUGGUUCGCAGGAUAUAAAGAAGGCAAUCGUUUGUAUGUUGUUUGGUGGAGCAAGAAAACGAAUGCCGGAUGGUUUGAAUCGUCGAGGUGACAUCAAUAUUUUGCUGCUGGGAGAUCCCGGAACGGCCAAAUCUCAGCUGUUGAAGUUUGUAGAGAAGGUGGCUCCAAUAGCGGUUUAUACGUCCGGAAAAGGUUCCAGUGCUGCUGGUCUGACGGCCUCGGUAAUGCGUGAUCCGGCAACAAGAAACUUUGUUAUGGAAGGAGGAGCUAUGGUCUUGGCGGACGGCGGUGUCGUUUGUAUUGACGAGUUCGACAAAAUGAAGGAAGACGACCGUGUGGCCAUUCACGAAGCUAUGGAACAGCAAACCAUCUCGAUCGCAAAGGCUGGAAUCACUACGACAUUGAACUCGCGCUGUUCCGUCCUCGCAGCUGCUAAUUCCAUCUUUGGUCGCUGGGACGAUACCAAAGGGGAAGAGAAUAUCGAUUUUAUGCCGACGAUUCUUUCUCGGUUCGAUAUGAUUUUUAUCGUGAAGGAUGUUCACGAUCAGGCGCGGGACGUUACGCUCGCCAAACACGUUAUGAAUGUUCACAUGAAUGCCAACAAAAUCCAGGAUGCCCAGGAAGGUGAGAUUCCACUUGCUGUGUUUAAAAAGUACAUCAACUUUUGUCGGACGCAUUGCGGGCCGCGGAUGAACGAGGAGGCUGCGGAGAAGUUGAAAUCUCGCUACGUUCUGAUGCGAAGUGGUGCCAGCGAACAGGAACGGCAAUCCGACAAACGCCUCUCGAUCCCGAUCACGGUGCGUCAGUUGGAAGCUAUCAUCCGCAUAUCGGAGUCGCUGGCUAAAAUGCAACUGCAACCGUUCGCUACGGACGCCCACGUCACGGAAGCUCUUCGUUUGUUCCAAGUGUCAACACUGGAUGCGGCAAUGUCCGGCUCGUUGGCCGGUGCCGAAGGGUUCACCACCGAAGAGGACACCGAAGUACUGAAUCGGAUCGAGAAACAGCUGAAACGUCGAUUUGCCAUCGGAUCGCAGGUGUCCGAACAGAACAUCAUACAGGACUUUGCACGACAAAAGUAUCCGGAACGUGCGGUCCUGAAGGUGAUCCAUACGAUGAUCCGUCGGGGAGAGUUGCAGCAUCGGAUGCAGCGGAAAAUGCUGUACCGAUUGUCCUAGAGGGAUUACAAGUUUUUCGGAACUCUACCAUUUUUUUAUUGAAGUAACUUGUUUUUAAAUAAAUU